Molecule: messenger RNA, 1013 nt
Organism: Osmerus eperlanus (European smelt)
Lineage: Eukaryota; Metazoa; Chordata; Actinopteri; Osmeriformes; Osmeridae
Exons: 3
Coding region: 13-774 (253 amino acids)
Source: RefSeq, a predicted model, not a curated record
GUUUGGUGAAUAAUGGAGAACUUAGAACAUAUCAACAACCAGAGAAGGAGAGGGGUAAGAGUGAGAGGAGGAGGACAAGGAAGAGGACAAGGAAGACGAGGGAGAGGAAGAGGAGGACAAGGAGGAGGAAGAGGACAAGGAGGAGGAAGAGAAAGAAGAAGGAGAACGGUGAUCUCUAAUGAGAUUCGGGGCACCGUGGUUGACCAUGUGCUCAACCAUGGUUUGAGCAUGAGGGAGGCUGGCCAGAGGGUCCAACCAAAUCUCAGCCGCUUCACAGUUGCUGCCAUCAUUAGAACCUUUAGAAUGGAGAACAGGACUGAAAGAGAACCACACCGUGGAGGAAGAACAUGCACUUUCACAGCCGAACAGGAGACUGACAUUGUGAAAAUGGUUAGUGAAAACAACACUAUCACACUCCGACAGACACAAACUAGGAUCCUGGCUGACCAUGCCACAUUCAGAAACAUCCAGACCGUCAGCCUCUCUACACUGGACCGUGUUGUCCGCAGGAAUGCCAUGCGGAUGAAACAAGUGUACAGGGUCCUAUUCGACCGGAACACAGACCACAUCAAGGAGUUACGGCAAGAGUUUGUGCUUCGGAUCCAGGAGCAUGACACAGCUAAUGAGCUAUAUGAAUACAUAUUCAUUGAUGAGGUUGGAUUCAACCUGGUGAAGAGGAGGCGCCGGGGCAGAAAUGUCAUUGGCCAGCGCGCCAUUGUUGUGGUCCCCGGCCAGCGUGAUGGGAACAUCACUUUGUGUGCUGCAAUGGGUUGAGCAGGCCCGUUGACAGUACUGUACUGUUCAGAAAUCAAACUUUUUUUGCCGCAUAUGUGUGCUGGUUUAUGUUUGACUAUGAAAAAAUUAGGCCUACACUGAGACAUUUUACAAAAGUUGAAAUGGCUCAUUCUCCAGAGUCAUUGUCAUUCAUAUGGUGUGUUCCAUUUCUAGAAUUGUGUUUUCAAUUUUGCACUACUGUGUGCUGUGAAUGCUUGGUAGUGUGCAGCAAAUGCUUA